CCUCAGCUAAGUUUGAACAAAAACCUCCACAACAGGUUCAAAGCAAACCAACCCGCACAUUGAUAUGCUGGAAAAAGAAAACACGAUGUCGCUUAACCAAAGGCACCUUAACACUGAAAUUGAGAUGGCUAACAGAAUGAAACGGCUGACCCUGGAGGAGAGAAGAGCCGAAAGGUUGAGCGACGUCGAGGUGGGCUGCAGAGUAAUUUGUGAUCUGCACGAUCAACAUUUGCACCGACAGAAAGAAAGCGUUAAGAAGAAGAUGGAGAGUAUGACAAAUGAGCUGAAGGCCUCAAAGAAACAAAAAGAACAAUUGAAGAAGGAGAGGUUUCAGUGGGAGGAUGUGAUGGCAGUGAAAGAGGAGCCCAUCAGAAGACUCGCUGGGAAUGAUCCAAGAAAGCAGCAGCAGCAGCAGCAGCAGCAGCAGAGGGGGCGUGAGGAGGCCGAGGUUUGUCAUUCUCGAAAAGUGCAAGAAGGAGUACGCCUUGAGUGCCUGAAGAGCCAGAAGGAGUGCAGGAGAAAAACUGUGCUCUGCAACAACUGGGUUGGAGAGAAUAAAUCAGACAGUGAAGCUGUCGAAGAACACAACGACCUGCCCUCUGCCACCGGAAAAACAAGACACAAGUCCGAACAAGCCAGGCUAAAAUACGCAGACGCCCUCUACACCAAGUGGCCCGUGACCAUAAGGUCUGAACAGUUUGACGCCAGCUCCAGGACCAGAAACCGCAUCCUCAGAAAAUCUAUCUCACAAAUGUGCAAGAAGUUGAAGAGUUGAUGAAAAAAAUAAAACAGUGCAAGACUGAAAA
This is a messenger RNA of Mugil cephalus (flathead mullet), 806 nucleotides long. RefSeq lists its product as uncharacterized. The transcript is spliced from 2 exons. Bases 65 to 775 code for a protein of 236 amino acids. Lineage: Eukaryota; Metazoa; Chordata; Actinopteri; Mugiliformes; Mugilidae. The record is from RefSeq and is a predicted model, not a curated record.